Molecule: messenger RNA, 1880 nt
Organism: Mus musculus (house mouse)
Lineage: Eukaryota; Metazoa; Chordata; Mammalia; Rodentia; Muridae
Gene: Gna12
Product: guanine nucleotide binding protein, alpha 12
Exons: 4
Coding region: 136-1275 (379 amino acids)
Biological process (GO): regulation of blood pressure; regulation of cell migration; regulation of cell shape
Cellular component (GO): cytoplasm; neuron projection; neuronal cell body
Molecular function (GO): G protein-coupled receptor binding; G-protein beta/gamma-subunit complex binding; protein phosphatase 2A binding
Source: RefSeq, marked provisional
UCGGGGCGGCGGCGGCGGACGCAGCCUGAGGGAGCGGCGGGCGGGGCGGCGCCUGGCCCGGCAGGGCCGCGCCGGCUGAGGGGCGUCCAUGGCGCGCGGGCCCCAGCGGGGCGCGGCCGCGGCCUGAGGGCGGCCAUGUCCGGGGUGGUGCGGACCCUUAGCCGCUGCUUGCUGCCGGCCGAGGCCGGAGCCCGCGAGCGCAGGGCGGGCGCGGCGCGCGACGCGGAGCGCGAGGCCCGACGGCGCAGCCGCGACAUCGACGCGCUGCUGGCCCGCGAGCGGCGCGCGGUGCGGCGGCUGGUCAAGAUCCUGCUGCUGGGCGCCGGCGAGAGCGGCAAGUCCACCUUCCUCAAGCAGAUGCGCAUCAUCCACGGCCGGGAGUUCGACCAGAAGGCGCUGCUGGAGUUCCGCGACACCAUCUUCGACAACAUCCUUAAGGGUUCGAGGGUUCUUGUGGACGCUCGAGACAAGCUCGGCAUUCCCUGGCAGCACUCUGAGAACGAGAAGCACGGGAUGUUUCUGAUGGCCUUCGAGAACAAGGCAGGGCUGCCUGUGGAGCCUGCCACCUUCCAGCUCUACGUGCCAGCCCUGAGUGCCCUCUGGAGAGACUCGGGGAUCAGGGAAGCCUUCAGCCGCAGAAGCGAGUUCCAGCUGGGUGAAUCAGUGAAGUACUUCCUGGAUAACUUGGACCGGAUUGGCCAGCUGAACUACUUCCCCAGUAAGCAAGACAUCCUGCUGGCUAGAAAGGCCACCAAGGGAAUCGUGGAACAUGACUUCGUUAUAAAGAAAAUCCCAUUUAAGAUGGUGGAUGUGGGCGGCCAGAGGUCACAGCGCCAGAAGUGGUUCCAGUGCUUCGACGGCAUCACAUCUAUCCUGUUCAUGGUGUCCUCGAGCGAGUAUGACCAGGUCCUCAUGGAGGACAGGCGCACCAACCGGCUGGUGGAGUCCAUGAACAUCUUCGAGACCAUCGUCAACAACAAGCUCUUCUUCAACGUCUCCAUCAUCCUCUUCCUCAACAAGAUGGACCUCCUGGUGGAGAAGGUGAAGUCUGUGAGCAUUAAGAAGCACUUCCCAGAUUUCAAGGGCGACCCGCACCGGCUGGAGGACGUCCAGCGCUACCUGGUGCAGUGCUUCGACAGGAAGCGCAGGAACCGCAGCAAGCCCCUGUUCCACCACUUCACCACCGCCAUAGACACCGAGAACAUCCGCUUCGUGUUUCAUGCUGUGAAGGACACGAUCCUGCAGGAGAACCUGAAAGACAUCAUGCUGCAGUGAGAGACAGCCCCUCCCUCUGCUGUCCUCUCGGCCUCUGGGGCUGUGGCCGCCCACGUGGUUCUGGUGUGUCUGCCGCCUGCAUGGACCUGCAGUGGGCAUCUCGAAUCCACACCAUCUAAUACCUGGCUCAAGAGUGCUGGACUACCAGCCACACCAGCGAGCUCCGGGCAAGAGGACGCGGGAGUGUCAGUGAUAGCUACUGAAUCGGGGACUGUGAGACUACUGAAUCCACACCAUCACUCUGCUGUUGAUCUGUAAAACCUGGGGACACAGCUUUCGCCUCUCUACAGAAACUCUUCCUUGUUGACACAGUUAACCAAGGUUCAGGUGUACGCAGACACACGCGUGCUCUCAUUAAUGACAGAAACCCAACCCCAGCUGGCCUUGCAGCCGGCUCUCCCCUCUGCCGUGCAGGUUCUCACUGAGUCACACUAACUCGGGAGCUUGGCCUCACACUAGGCUGUAAAGAGCAUGCGAUGCUGCUAAGCUCACCGUGUCCAAGCCCAGGCCUCAGUGCCACCUCCCAGAGUGAACACACAGCCUUAGCAUCGUGCCAGCACCCUCCGAGUCUCGCAAAGGCGCAGGCGGGGUCAGGUGUCCACACU